GGGCGUAGUAAGCCGAGCCGUGCUGAAGAAGAAGAAGGCGAUUAAGAUGGCGCUUGGUGGCGCGCAGGGACCGUCCCCCCACAGCCAGGCUCUGUGAGGGAGGAAGCCGCCCGCCCUAUACCGCCAGCACCGUCUGCUACCGAGCGCCCUGCCCCCUCUCCUCCUCCAUACCGUCAGCAGCCCCGGGCUCGGUUCCGCAGCUCCCCCCCGGACACACAAUGGGGGUGCAGGGAUUCCAGGAGUUCCUGGAGAAGCGAUGUCCGGGGGCCGUGGUGCCCGUAGACUUACUGAAGUUGUCCAGGACGGUGGCCCGACAACAACACCGGGCCGGUUACCCCCUUCCGCCUCCUCCUCCCCCCACACAACCCCCCGCCCCGGGGGCGCCCCCUCCCUGCCGGGUUCUGGUGGACGCCGACUCGGCCCUGCAACGUCUGUACGGCGGAUACCAGACCGACUGGGUGUGCGGGGGCCAAUGGAACGCCAUGCUGGGCUACCUGGCGGCCCUGUCCCAGGCUUGUCUCUACCAGGGCGGCCUGGAGCUGGUGGCCAUGUUCAACGGGACGCUGGCCAAGGAGAGGCUCCCCGAGUGGGCGAGGAGGGCGCAGGGCGAGCGGCAGACGUCUCAGCUUAUUGUCAGCCACAUCGGGAACAAGGGGACCCCGCCCCCGCGGGCCUGGUUCUUACCACCCGCCUGCCUGGCACACUGCAUCCGCCUGGCCAUGAUCCGGUUCAGAGUCAAGGUGUUUCAGAGUUUGGAGGAUCAUCACCUGGAAGUGGUUUCUUUUUUCCGGGAGAACGGAUUUCAUGGCCUCAUUGCCCACGACUCUGAAUAUGCUUUGUGUAACAUCCCAUCUUACUACAGCUCUCAUGCUCUCAAGCUCAGCUGGAAUGGGAAGAAUCUGACCACCAACCAAUUUCUGAUGCAGGAAGUCGCUAAGCAGCUUGGCCUGAAGAUGAGCAAUUUCCCCAUCUUUGCUGCUCUCUUGGGGAAUCAUAUUCUUCCUGACGAAGAUUUAGCUGCAUUUCAUUGGAGUUUGCUGGGACCAGAUCAUCCUCUUGCAUCGUUGAAGGUCCGUGCCCACCAGCUUGUCCUCCCGCCUUGUGAUGUAGUGAUAAAAGCCGUCUCUGAGUAUGUGGCAACAAUCAAAGAUGCUUCUAAUUUGGACACGGUGGGGAAGGAUAUAUUCAGACACUCUCAGUCCAGGACAGAGGAUAAGAUUGAACGAUUCAAAAAAGCUGUGGAAUAUUACUCUGUUGCAACCAGACAGCGUCCACCCCAAAUGAACCCGUCACCUUUUGUUGUUGCGGGAUACCCUCACAAUCAAUUUGGAGUUCCACCUAUUCAUCAUAAUCAUAUGGGAGGGAUGCCUGUGGGGAAGCCCAUGUUUGGCCAUCAUAUGCCACCAAAGCUUCCCUAUCAGCAUCACCCGUUUCCUCCAGGACCCAACUCUGGAUUUGUAUUUCCUCCUCACCCGAUGGGCGACCUAUCUCACUUUCACGAUGACCACUUCCUGAAAGCGGGACCAUUCUCAAACUGGGCCAUGCCAUAUGACACGACUGCUGCCAAGUUCCCCAAUCACUUGACUUUGAAGCCUUCUCCUUCAUCUGGCCAGGAUUCCUCCCCGUCCUCGUCUUCUGAUGAAGAUCAGAAUAGUGCAGCCUCAAAUCAUGUCACAGAGGCAAGACAGCACAAGACUAAUUGGGAGGAAUCUACCGGAGAGAAAAUGACUCAGAACUGGGGCCACCAGUCAGGAUCUGGAGAAUCCCAGCAAAAUGAAUCCCAGAUUCCAUCCCUGCUAUCCAUGGCGACCAGAAACCACAUGGAUAUCACCACGCCACCUUUACCUCCCGUGGCUCCUGAAGUAUUACGAGUAGCAGAGCACAGACACCGACGGGGUCUAAUGUACCCGUACAUCUACCAUGUCCUCACAAAGGGUGAGAUUAAAUUGCCAGUGUGCAUAGAGGAUGAAUGCAACACUGAUCUCCCCCCUUCCACCAUUCUUUUCCGCCCAGCACGCCAAUAUGUAUACGGAGUCUUAUUCAGCCUGGCUGAGACUCAGAGGCGGCUUGAGCGGCUAGCCUUGCGCAGGCGUCUGCCAGUGGAUGUUCCGCCAGUGAUAAUUAAAGAGUGGUCUGCCUAUAAAGGGAAGUCACCUCAGACCCCAGAGCUGGUAUCGGCCUUGACCUUCAGAGAAUGGACUUGUCCUAAUUUAAAGAAACUGUGGCUUGGCAAAGCUGUAGAAGACAAAAACCGGCGAAUGAGAGCGUUCCUGGCCUGUAUGAAGUCGGACACGCCCAGCAUGCUGAACCCAGCUAAUGUGCCCACACAUCUCCUCCUCAUGUGCUGUGUGCUUCGGUAUAUGAUGCAGUGGCCCGGAGGGAGAAUAUUAUUUCGGCAUGAGCUGGAUUCAUUUCUAGCACAGGCUGUAUCUGCACAACUGUAUGAGCCCGACCAGCUACAGGAGCUCAAGAUUGAUAAACUGGAUACUCGGGGUGUGCAGCUGGCAGCGCUCUUCAUGAGUGGAGUGGAUACCGCACUAUUUGCCAACGACGCCUGCGGCCAGCCUGUCCCUUGGGAGCACUGCUGUCCCUGGAUUUACUUUGAUGGGAAGCUGUUCCAGAGCAAGCUGAACCGAGCAGGAAGGGAGAAAGCACCUUUGAUUGAUCUUUGUGACGGUCAGGCAGAGCAGGCAGCCAAAGUGGAGAAGAUGAGACAAAGCAUCUUAGAGGGGAUCAAUUUUAAUCGCCAGCCACCUCCACCACUUCUGCCUCCACCACCUUUCAUGCCCCACAUGAUGCCACCCUUUUACCCUGUUCCAAUGUACCCCAGAGCCAUGGGCUCCAUGCCCCCACCUCCUCCUCCUGGAAGAAACAGAGGUUUUUCAGGCGUUCAUCCUAUUCCACCACAAGGGGGCAAGCUGGAGAUUGCUGGUAUGGUGGUUGGUCAGUGGGCAGGCAGUAAACCUUCCCGUGGCCGGGGAGCUUUUGGGAUGCAGGUGGUCUCGGUUGGGGGUCCAGGCAAAGGGCGUGGAAGAGAUCCUGCUGCUAACAAAAUGGCAAAACCAACCAAAAAAGUGAGCAAGCAGGGGCCAACAGACAGCCGCAGCCCUUCUCAAGUCAAUGGGACCAGUGGAAACCCUGUUACAGAAGAAGAAUCCAGCUCACAAACUAUAGCAUGUGCCUUAUCCAGAGAUUGCAGUGACCCUUGCAGCAAUGGCAAUGCCUCUCACUUUACUGGGAUAAGUAGUGAAGGCGGGGACAACUGCCGCGAUGACAAACUGGGUCCAACUGCCCUCCAGAAGGAGGAGUGAGCCACUAACAGGGAAAACACUGGAGGAGGAGGAGAGUGCUCGAGGGAGGUACAGCUCAACCCCAACAAAAAAAACAAAAACACCCCCCAACAAACAAGAAAAAUUAACAAGAGAUAUUUAAUUUUUUUUUUUUCUGUUGCCGUAUUGAAAUUAAACCUUUUAGGCAUACAGCUGUUAUAUGGCACCAUGCUUUGAUUUGGUACAAUCCCUUGACACAAGCUUUGUGUCUUUUCCAUUACAGAUCAUCAUAGUGCAGAGAAAUAGAUUGCAUUAUCUUUAUCAUAGAGCUUCUAUCCCCGGGUCCCAUGGGGGAAGAAGAAUAAGCUAUAGGUUUGCGAUAAAACGAAUGACAUAAACGACGAUAAUGACGUUUGUGUUUUCUAGGAAGCUGUAGAAGGAUCCUGUCCUAUGGAAGACGUUUCAUUGGCUCUCUCUCAGUAUUACUGAGAGUGGAUUUAUUCAGCAGUAUUGCUUUAUUGCAUCUGCUGUACCUCCCUCCCUCUAUCUCGCUCCGCCCUCCAUCCUCCUACGAGGAAACCUCCUGCCAGACUACCGGAACAUGUAGAUAAUGUUGGGCUUUUUGUCUGAAUUUUAUUAAUAUUAUUUUUUAUAUGUACAUAUAUAUAUGUAUAAAUAUAUAUAUAAAUAUGGCCUUUGUACAAAAAAAGGGGGAUUUCAGGAAAGAAGCUGUUUUUUUUUUUUUUUGGGCAGAUUUUUCCUGCCUUGAAGUUAAGGUCAAGCCUGUGUCAUGCUGGGUCAUGUCAUUUGAUACAGUAAGCCACCUCCAUCUGCGUCAUAAAAUCUCGAGCACCUUUUAAAUCGUGUUGCUGCUGCUGCUAAGAUGCACCUUGUAAUUUGCUUUUCACCCACAGAAGGCCAAAGCAGUCACAAUCAGUAUACAAUUGUAUUUGCCUUAGCUGUUCUUUAAAGUCCCUAAAACAAAAAAAUGAGCAAGGACAGGGUUUUCUUUUUUUACUGUCUGUCCGAUGCUCAUUGACUAUUGCCAUAGAGCCUUCUAAGGACACUUAGAGGAUACCUAAGCCAUUUCCAAAGCGAUAUUUUACAUUCUGACACUGCAGGUUUUUAUAUAAUAGGCGGGAGAAGAACGCGCCCCCACUAAAAAAGCGCAGGGACCCAUAGCAACCAAACAAUACUUUUUAAUCUGAUUGCACUAAGCCACUGAAAUCUGGUUGCUAUGGGUAACUGCAUUUAAGAAAUAAAGGCCUCUGUGUUGAAAUUUUAUAAUGGAGGAGGUGGUAGUGUAAAAAAUAAAAUUAAACACGAUCGCUUCGUUUUUUACAGCAGUUUUACUGUUUGCAAAUGAGAUCACCCAUUGCAGGAGUGGAGAGCGCGCCACACAUUGCUUGACGCCAAAGAGGUGACACCUGUCUUGCUGAAGGUGUAAUGUGAAUGAUAGUGUAUGGGCGUAACGUUUAUCUGCCGGCAACCGGCCCGCAGAUGGGAUACGCGCAGAAGUACGCAAUUUAGGACUUUGUCUGACAAGGCUCACUGUGUAUAUUGUGAAUAUGCAUAUGUUUGUGCACAGACCUAAUGUACAGAGAGAGGCAAAGAGAGAUCUAUUUAUGUAAUCUAUAAAUAUAUAUUUAGGUAAAAGCCACAUUUGCAUCCUGAGCAGAAACCAGUAUUCCUUCGAGAACGCUGCCGCCUGCUGGGGGGGAGGUUUGUGGUGAAAAAAAUCGGAAACUUGUACUCCGGACGUGUAACUCCAAAAAAUGAACCAGGAGAGGGCAAACUUAGCUCUCGUGUCCAGAGCUCCCGCUGGAAACUUCACUUGAUGCCCACCUCUCUGAAACUUUAACGGAAACGAGAAAAAAAAAAACGUUGUUUUUUUUUUUUUUACGGUAUUUGUUUUUGGAAAAAAAUACCCCAAACGCCCGUCAAUGUUUUUCUCUGGUUGAAGGGCUUACAAUGUUUUGCUCUGCACCUGUUGUUAGAGAUUUUUAAUAAAAGAAUCCUUUUCUUCUUGUAUUCCAACUCUAGAAACCGUAGAAAAGAAACCCAGUUAUGAAACACGAUAAAGCAACCCCCCCACCCCACCUACCUUUUCCAUAUCACGUUUGUUUUCAUUUGGACAUUCUAGCUCGUAUGAAUUUGUAGUAAAUCAUGUUUUAAACUGUGUUUUCUCGCAUACUCCUGGCUGACUGGCUUCUCCUGGCUGACUGGCUUCUCUACCAAACCCACAGUUUGCUUUCUUCAAGCUCACUUGUCUCCGUUUGCUAGUUUUCUUGCAGGAAAACUGGUGUGCGGGAACGCAUUUCCAAUAGAAAUCCUAUUCAUCCCUUAUGUGGCUAGCUGCUUUCUUGUAAAAAAAAAUAGAGCUUGUAGCAUUUAUUGCGUAUUAAUAAUGCAUGUUAAGCAGGGCAAUUAAUGUUUAUUGCUUUGCAUGUUGCAUGAAGAAAAAAAAAAUGCACCUAUAUAUGCGUAACACAAGCAUGGCCGCUACUUACUGCUUAAUGGUGGAAGGGCCCUUAGGGAUAGGACAAGACUUUCUCCAACCAACUUUUCACGGUAUAGUUUAUAAAACAGUUGUAUGCCAGAUGGGGCAGCCAGUAACCAUAUUGGAAAUUUGCAGUUCUGACAGUUUCCUAUUUUCAUUUCACAUUGUGUGGAUGAAACUGGACUAAUUAAAAUAAGUAAAGAAACCCUUUAGUUGACAAUACCUGUACAAGGACCCCUAUAACAUUUGAUCAUAUCUGUACAAGAACCCCUAUUAAUCAUACCUGUACAAAGACCCCUAUAAUGAUUAAUCUUACCUGUACAAGGACCCCUAUAAUGACUUAUCAUACCUGUACAAGGACCCCUAUAAUGACUUAUCAUACCUGUACAAGGACCCCUAUAAUGUACAAGGACCCCUAUAAUGACUUAUACCUGUACAAGGACCCCUAUAAUGACUUAUACCUGUACAAGGACCCCUAUAAUGACUUAUACCUGUACAAGGACCCCUAUAAUGGUUAAUCAUACCGUUACAAGGACCCCUAUAACGAUUGAUCAUACCUGUACAAGGACCCCUAUAACGAUUGAUCAUACCUGUACAAGGACCCCUAUAACGAUUGAUCAUACCUGUACAAGGACCCCAACAAUGAUUAAUCAUACCUGUACAAGGACCCCUAUAAUGGUUAAUCAUACCUGUACAAGGACCCCUAUAAUGACUUAUCAUACCUGUACAAAGACCCCUAUAAUGAUUAAUCAUACCUGUACAAGGACCCCUAUAAUGACUUAUCAUACCUGUACAAAGACCCCUAUAAAGGUUAAUCAUACUGUUACAAGACCCCUAUAACGAUUGAUCAUAUCUGUACAAGGACCCCUAUAAUGGUUGAUCAUUCCUGUACAAGGACCCCUAUAAUGACUUAUCAUACCUGUACAAGGACCCCUAUAAUGGUUAAUCAUACCUGUACAAGGACCCCUACAAUGACUUAUCAUACCUGUACAAAGACCCCUAUAAUGGUUAAUCAUACCGUUACAAGGACCCCUAUAACGUUAACAAUUGUCUUGUUACUUAUGUAACUGUAGAGAGGUUUGGGUGUUAGAAUUGACCCAGCUUACUUUCUUCAUGUACUUGGUGUGGCACAAACUUCUCUUUUAUUAAAUCUGUAUUCUAUAGUGAAGAAUUUCCGGUCCCAUCGCUUUUCAGAAGUACUAGUGAAGUAUCUCCUAUUCCUCCUGUAUAAUGAUGUGGUGUAGAACACUUUGAAUUUAGGACCUAUAGGUGUGAGUGUGUGUAAAAUAUAGUUAAUAAAAGGCUCUCCGUUUUCCCUAGUACAGGGGUGUCGAACUCCAUUUACUUGGGGAGGCAUAUCGGCAUUAAAGUUGCCCUCAAAGGUUGUAUCCCCACCAUCAUAUGUCAAGAGCCCCCCCCCCCACUAUCCCUUACAUCAGUGCACCCCCUUGCCCUGUGCCGCUGCCAGGAGGGCUGGACAGAGAAGUGCAGGAUCUGGUGGAGUCCUGUCCUCUCUGCUGCGACCAGGUGGGGGUGUGAGGGCCACAUGAAAUGGCCUGGAGGGCCGGAUUCAGCCCACAGGCUUGUGUUUGACACAUAUGCCCUAGUACAUUGAAUAUAAUUGGCAAAUUCAUUUGAAAGCUUCAGAUGAUGGCAGGAGUUAAGCCGGGUACACACGGGGCAAAUGUCAGGAGACAUUUGCCGCUUCGAAAUAAAAAGGCCGACAUUCAGCCGUGUGUAUGUCAGUCUGUCCGACAGAAGCCAGCCGUUUGGCGUGCAUGGUGGAAAACCAGCAGCUGACCGACUCUUGAUCAGUGCUCCCAGCCAAUGGCAGAGAGCACUGAUCGGGGUUUUCUGGCGGGGGGCCGUCCCCUUGUCAGAGCACAACAGCUCAGUGGGGGUUUAGUACAGCGGCUCCGAGCUGUCAGUUUUUCUUUUUGUGCAACCCACUUUGUUGCAUCGGAGAAAAAAAAAACGUAGUGUGUACCAGGCCUAAAUCUGCCAAAAACAAAUUGCGUUCUAGAGAGAGGCAGCCAUGCAUUGUUACCUCAUAUCUAUAGGGCUAGCCAUAGACGGUCCAUCAGUUGGCUGAUCAAAGAGAAACAAACUGAUUCCUCCGUCCACACAUGCAAGGUGGAUGAAGUAAUCCUCCCUGCUGCACCAGUGUAUUCCGAUAACGGGACUCCACCAAUGUUAUAUAAUACAUCAAAGUUUUCAAACAUUCCUGUUUGACAGAAGCCAGCCAAUCAUUAGAUUGACUUCUGUCCAUCAGGACCCCAUACAUGAAUUGAAAUUCAACUGGUCCUUGCUGAAUCGGACACAUUUUAAUCCAUUUAUGGCCAGUUUAAGGUGUAAGUGCGAUCAUGGAACUCCUGGUACGGCCUUGGGUGGGUCAAUGGACCUGGGAAGUUGGCCUUAGGUGGGUCAGUGGACCUGGGAAGUUGGCCUUGGGGGUGGGUCAGUGGACCUGGGAAGUUGGCCUUGGGUGGGUCAGUGGACCUGGGAAGUUGACCUUGGGUGGGUCAGUGGACCUGGGAAGUUGGCCUUGGGUGGGUCAGUAGACCUGGGAAGUUGGCCUUGGGUGGGUCAGUGGACCUGGGAAGUUGAGGGGUUUAUAUCUUUCUAGGGGAGUCCUACAAAUUGGUGAUUCUAAAAGUUGUCAUACCGAAAACAUAAACAGUCACAAUAUAUAUAUAUAUAUAUAUAUAUAUAUAUAUAUAUAUGUGUCUUCUUGUAGAAAGCCUUGAUAUAAAUAGUUGCCAUAGAAAAGCCAAUCCUAGCAUAUUGCCUUUUGUAGAAAGCUACGCAGCCUUGAGCCCCGUGUAUGUAUUCAUUGCAUGCUACGCGUUAUUAUUGUGCUAUAACAAGUUCAGAUCUAGAUUGUCUGCCACAAUGAAAACAAGUGAUUUAGUAAACCUAUAGAUCCCAGUUACUGAUUUUAGUUAAAAAAAAAAUAGUUUUUUUCUUUUACCAUAUUUUUCCCUCCAACCCUUCAUGACUUUACUAGUAAGCAACCAGCCUGUUCACAGAAGAGCGAAGCUGUUUUCCAGCGCAGAGCUGGUGAACACGUUACUUGCAGUGUUGUGGCUCGAAGAACAGCCCUUACAUUGCAUUUUGUUUUUUUUCCAAGAUAUUUAAAUAUAAAAAAAGAAGAGAGGUAUCUUUCUAAACGGUUUUUCAAACCUCAGAGAUACAAUUCCAGCAGUGUAAUCGUCUUGUCACCAAACUUCCUGUAUAGGAAAAAAGAAAAGAAUAACGGUCGGUGGCCAUGAUGACAAACCGUUCUCUUUCUGGCGUUGACAUGGAUUGAUACGCUGCUGCUGCUCGGACCUCUUCUUUUUAGACAUGAUCAAUCGUGCCCUGGGAACAUAAAAACCCAGGGAUUGUGACGAAAAUUCCCCUCUGUUUACGAUGGCCACCAUAUGGACUUCAAUUCUUCUUGGAGAAUUCCUUUUUUUUUUUUUUUUUUUUUAAACCGUGGCCUCAGAAGUUGUCCAUAUUUUUUAUUUUUUGCAAUAGCCAAGAAGGCUUAACAAAGGGCAACGCAACUAUAAAAAGGGGGGAACUUGUUAUUUCACAGGGGGAAACCAACAGCCAGUUCCCACCCGAGGAGUCAACUUGUGAUAUAUUGAAUCUUUUCAUUUUCUAAGCCGUUACAACUUAAUACGUUUUUGUGUUUUUUUUUUUCUUUUUUACUACAUUUCACAAUAACUAAUUUUAAUCACACAUGAACAUCCACUUAAUGAUCCACCAUUAAUUGCCGUUAUUGAUUUAGACUCUUUGGUUUUUUUUUGCAAAAUACACCUUCUAUAUGUCAUAUUUUUUAUUUUUUUUUGUUAUCUGAAUUAGUGUUUUGUACACAUUAUUUAGCUGGUGAGCAACUCAAAGAAAAGUUUUAGCCACCAGGGCUUGUUUAAAUGUUUAUCACUAACCAUAUUCUCUGAUAUUGAAUUAUUAGUGAUUGCUAAUCUCAUUGAUAUCACGUGAUAGUUAUAAAGCUGCACUUUCCCUGCUACCUUUCUGCCAAUGGGCACACACUUUUUUUCUUGGGUCAUCCCAAUGCUGAUCAGAGAUCACAGAUAAUACGAUGUAGACGUUUUUUUUAAUUGAAUUAAACGUUUUUAUACUGAAAGGCCUAGUUUGAUUCCAGAAAGGUUAACUUGACUAUAUUAAAUGCAAGUUACAAAGAUUUGUCAGUGCUCCAGUACCCUGCUUUAGGAUCUGCCCUGAUGUUUAAAAAGGGAGGCGGGUGGGUGACUACUUUCUUUGAUAUAAUACUCUUCUUUAUUCUGCAUUUAGAUUUAUUGUAGGUUCCCAAGAAAGCCUAAAGAAGCCAAAUUCGCUUUUUUUAAUAACUUUGAGGGCGCUGCAAAGGAUAAUUCGUAUGUUGGGGGGGAAACAAGUUGUUUGCCUUGUUCCUUCUUGUUUGACCGCUUAGCAGCUGAUGCUAGACGUCAAUGUCAAAGAUGAGCACCUACCACCAGUAUUCGGGGGUCAAAUACAUUGUCCGUAGGCCUUUCAGUUUGAGCGAACUGUUCACAUUUAACUCUGUUCCUUUGCCUUAGUUUUUAGUGCUUUUUGUAGUUUUGAUCAUCUAAAAAAAAAAAAAAUCUUAGAUUAUGUUGUGUGGGGAAGAUGGUGGAUAGUAUUGCUGUCUGCUUUUAUUUUGCGCUUUUUUUUUUCUUUUAACAACCAGACAUCAAAUUUUUGAUGUCUUAAAAAAAAAAGGGGCAGCCAGCUUACCCAUUUCCUCCUAUUUUUUUUUUUUUUUCGUUUUAUUUACUCUUUCAUAUUUUAUUUCUUAAAAUUUUUCAAGGAUGGUCUAGACGCAUCCUAGGGGAUAAAUCUAACACAUACCUGCUGAAUUAUUGUCUUUUAAAUGUUCUUCUUUUAGAUGUUCUACGAAAACUAACAGAUCAUUUUUCUUGUUAAGGUUUAAAUGUAAGAAACCGUUUAAAAAAGACAAAAAAAAAAAAGUAAUAAUAAAAUAUUCCUUGCACCUAAUUCCUUUGGGUGUAACUUUAACCCAUCUGUAUCUGCUGAACAUGUACUUUGUGAUAUACUGCUUCUUUUAUUCCUGGUUUAGUGGUAACUAAUUGCUGAUCCCUUUUUUUUUUUGUUUUCUCCUCAAGAAGAAACAGAGCCUUUGAAAGUGAAUAUUGCUGACUUUCAAAGUGUUACGUAUAUAUUUUGUAAGCCCCGCUCCCUGUUGACCCCGAUUAAUAUAAACUUCUGCUUUUCUCUUUUUGAAGUUUCUUUAUUGAAUUUUUUUUUUUUUUUAGCUAGGUGAAACCUUCACUGCAAUGAAUCUUUGGUAGUAAUUCAUGAUGUUUAACGGAUUCUGUCUGUGUUAAUUACAAUGGAAAAAAAAUAAAUAAACCAUGGCUUCUGGAUUAUAUUUUCUCCCCUGUUAAUAAACGCCCCUUUAUGCUAGUCACCUGUUUAGUGGAUGGGUAAUGUGUAACUAUCUCCCACUUCCCAAAAUCUUCCUGUCCUGUAAUUCCCCCACCCCCAGCAUCUCCAUAGUUUAUCAAUGUAAGUUAGAGCGGCUAAACUCUGGGAAUGUCUGUCGUUACUGAGAUGGUGAACUUACGAUGCAGAAUGUUUAGGAAUGCUUCAUGGAGGAGCUUGGUUUUCCAGUUAGAAAGACUUACAAUGCUUAAUAAAGUCUAUUCUUUUAGUAAAA
This is a messenger RNA of Rana temporaria (common frog), 11455 nucleotides long. It is a transcript of the gene FAM120C, whose product is annotated as family with sequence similarity 120C. Gene Ontology annotation, cellular component: nucleus. The record is from RefSeq and is a predicted model, not a curated record. The transcript has 16 exons. NCBI's taxonomy places the organism in Eukaryota, Metazoa, Chordata, Amphibia, Anura, Ranidae. The coding region runs from base 219 to 3311 and encodes 1030 amino acids.